CAUCCUUUCCCUCACUUUGAAGUUUCUCAGUUUCUCUUUCUUCUCUCUCAGCAUCACACACAGUGAUUACCUGCACAAACACACAGCACGAAACUUUGUUGAGGUCUUUGGGAGUUUUACCGAAGAAAAGGGGGCGAAUGUGCACGGAAGUGGAACAAUGGCGGCGUCAUCACCUUCUCUGCAGGCCAACCUCUAUGUCUCAUCUUCUAAGUUUUGCUUCGUGAGGUUAGAUAGGUUUAAGCGGAGUUCUUUCAGUUGCAAAAAGAAGGCUCAUUCUUCAUGGAUCAUAAAAUCAGUGCUUAACAACAAAGAAUCAAGUAUUAAUGGUGACGAGGCAAUAGAACCUGCAAGGAUUCUUCUCGAGAGGCUGUUUGCUCAGACACAAAAGCUCGAAGAGAAGAUUGGUAAAGAUUUGAAUCUAUCUCAGGAUAUCGAGUUGGAACUGAAUCUUGGAAGGCUGGAAUCAGAUCUUCAAACAGCCCUAGCUGUUUUAAGAAAAAAAGAAGAAGAAUUGGAAGCUGCAGAAGAUAAGAUAUUUUCAGAGUAUCGUGAUUUAAACCAAGCAAAGGAGGAAUUGGGUAAGCGAGAAGAAGAAAUAACAGCUGUUUUUUUGAGGCAGGAGAAACUCGAAGAGGAGCUAAAACAAGCUAAUCUUGAUUUGGCUUCCCAAGCAACUGAACUCAGAGAUUUGAAGCUUCAACUUGAAAAACGAGAUAAGGAGACAACUGCAGCCCAAUCGGCACUUUUAUUGAAAGAAAACCAAGUGAAUAUUAUGGUUAAUGAAUUGAGGAUAAAAACAGAGGAAGCUGCGAAUAGCCAAUCUGAACUUAGGUCCAAAUCCCGGAUUUUAGUUGAGACGAAAGAAAUUUUGGAUAAACAAACGCUGGAGAUUCAAGAACUGAGAAAAGCAGUUCAGGAGAAGGACGAAGAACUACAAAUUUCUAUGGCACUUCUUGAAUCUGAAGAAGAGAAACUAAAAGUUGUUGAGGCGAAUUUGGAGAAGCAGACGAUGGAUUGGCUUGUGGCGCAGGAAGAAAUGAAGAAGAUAGCAGCAGAAGCAUCUAAGCGUGCGGUUGAAGUUAACGAAUCUUUGGAGGAUUUUACUAGGGUGAGAAAGCUACUUGCUGAUGUGAGGUCAGAGUUAGUAUUAUCGCAGAAAUCUCUGAGUUUAUCUCGGCAAAAAAUGGAAGAUCAACAAGAGAUUCUCGAAAAGGAGCUUGUAGAACUUGCAGAACAUCAGAAGAGCUUGAGUUUGUACACGGGAACUCUCGGAGAUGCUGAAAUGGAAGUCGAAAGUGAAAGAGUUAAGCUCAGACUCGCAGAGGCUCGGAAACAAGAGCUCGAACGCGAUUUAUCCAUCGAAAAAGACCUAAUCAACGAGCUACAGAGGCACUUAAAUGACGAAAAACUUUCUCUGCAACAAGCAACUGAAGAAAUGUCUGUUCUUAGAGAUGAACUAGACCGAAGAAAGUCGGAAUAUGGGGAAAUGCAAAAUCUUCUCGAGUCCAAAGAAUCUCAACUCGUGGAAGCAAAACUAGAGAUCCAACAUUUAAAAUCCGAGCAGGAGUUUCUCGAGCUUAUGUUGGAGGAGAGAGAAUCAAAACUAUCCGAUGCACAAGUAAUGCUGGGUGAAGUGAAUGAAGAAAUCUUGAAUCUAAAAUCCCUUCUGAGCAUUAGAGACGAAAAACUUAUGGAAACAACAAAUUUACUGAAAGAGAAAGAGGAACUGGUUGAUACGAUGCAAAAUGACCUAAACGAGACAAAGAUGAAGUAUUCGGAAGCCACAAGUGUCGUAGAGCGAAUUCUCGAUCUUACAAACAAAGUCGUCAGUUCUAUCGAACAGGAAGGCUACAAAGAGAAGAAACCAACCGAAUCCAGUUCCAAGUGGGAGAAGAAACAGCUUGAAAACGAACUCGAAGUGAUGACGGAAACAUUGAGGUCAAGAGAAAUGGAAGUUCUGCAGUCUCAAAGAGCUUUAACGAUCAAAGACAACGAGCUUAAAAUGGUUUUGGAAAAACUAGAGGAGCGAGAGAAGGAGAUGAAGGAAAUGAAACGAGAAUUGACUCAAGAUGCUGACGAUUUGAGGAAGCUUUACGCAAUGGCGCAGGAGAGAAUUGGUGAGAAAAGCAUGGGCGAAUUGGCGAUUGAAAAGCUGCAGUUGGAAGCUGCUCAACUCCAAGUUGAAGCUGCGACGAGUGCUCUUGAGAAAAUCACGGAGAUGAGUAGAGACCUUUUGCGUUCGACUAGUUUAGUUAUAAAGGCUGAUUACGAUCUUGAUAUUUCUGAACUAAACAUGCCUGAAAAGGAGGUUCGUGCUUUUGAAGAUGAUCAGUGUUUCUCUGAACUGAGAACCGAAGUUGUGAGGCUUUCGGAUUUAACCGAAAAGCUCAUCCAAGAGGCUGGGAUUUCUAGCGGGUGAGUUUUAGUUGUGUUGUAGAUAAGUAACGACCAACGAAAUGCUUACUGCUUGUAUUGUCCAUGUGCUUUAGAUGGUUAAAAAAUUACGGUUAGAUACUUG
Molecule: messenger RNA, 2518 nt
Organism: Cynara cardunculus var. scolymus (artichoke)
Lineage: Eukaryota; Viridiplantae; Streptophyta; Magnoliopsida; Asterales; Asteraceae
Product: golgin subfamily A member 6-like protein 7
Exons: 2
Coding region: 158-2419 (753 amino acids)
Biological process (GO): reciprocal meiotic recombination
Source: RefSeq, a predicted model, not a curated record